Messenger RNA from Salarias fasciatus (jewelled blenny), 1771 nucleotides. RefSeq names its product aspartate beta-hydroxylase domain-containing protein 2-like. Gene Ontology annotation, cellular component: membrane. NCBI's taxonomy places the organism in Eukaryota, Metazoa, Chordata, Actinopteri, Blenniiformes, Blenniidae. Bases 287 to 1378 code for a protein of 363 amino acids. The record is from RefSeq and is a predicted model, not a curated record. The transcript is spliced from 6 exons.
CUUACCUUUCAGUCUCGCGGGCUGCGUCCUUCCCUGCGUCGCCUCGGCGGGGAUCCUGUUGCUUUAGGCCGGGAACGCGGUGCUGGUGAGAUGCCCCUAGCUGGUUACCGUGUGGUUGACGCAUUCGGCUAUGAUGUGAGGGCAUUUGCGCCGAGGCUUCAGGUGCGCCCUAGCGGCGGGACGCGGCAACUGCAGCGACGCGCGGCGCGCAAGAGGAGCUGUCCAGCAGCGAGCAGGCGGCCCCGCACGGCACAGCAAGGAUUUUAGGUUUCCACAAGGUUAAAGGAUGCACUGGUCCAUGAACACGUUGCCCUUGCCUCCAUAUGUUGAGCUGGGCGUACAGUCACUGAGUGGCCUUCUGUGGACUCUGCUGCUCUUGUUUCUGUGGCACUGCUACAGGAUGGGCUCCGACCUGCCGAUCCCGGGCCACGCGCACGCUGGAAAGCUCAAGUCAAGCUCUCGACGGUCCAUGAUGUCCCGUAGUGGGAUCUGCAUCGGAACAAAGUGUAGCGCCCGAUCCAAGCUGUCGAGGGCUGAUCCGAUCUCUCCCUUUAUUUCCAUGGAAACGGAAGAGGACGAGGAGCAGGGGCAGGGCUACCUUACCCCAGUGCUGAGUCACGCCUUGUUUCCUGCACAGGCGUCUGCUCAAGCCAAGAAGUUGUACACAGCAUUGCAAGAGUACGCCAAGCGUUACAGCUGGGUGGGCAUGGGCCGCAUUCACAAGGGACUCCGUGAGCAGGUAAAACUGAGCGAUCACUCUGCCAUACAGAAGCCUCAUCUCUUCUUCCUGCCGGAUGUCCCAAGCGUCCCGUUCUUCCCCCGCGACGCGCACCGCCAUGACAUUGAGGUCUUGGAAGCGAACUAUCCUGUAAUCUUGGCUGAAUUCCAGGCUGUUUACCAACGAGGCUUGGACUCAAAAUUAGGCUGGACCUGUCUCGGACCAAAGGGCCAGGCGGUGUUUCCCUUGUACACUGCAGGUGUGAGUGUGGCAGGAAACUGUCGCUCCUGUCCUUGCACCUACCGGACGCUUCUAUCUCUGCGCACGUUCAUAAGCAGCAACUCCCUGGGCUCCGCAGGAUUCUGGCUGCUGGGGCCUGGAGCUACACUGGGGAGCUCGUACGGACCCACCAACACACGCCUGCGGUGUCAUUUAGGCCUGCAGACUCCCCCCCUGUGUGAGCUGGUGGUGGGAGGGGAGCCUCAGUGCUGGUCAGAGGGACACUGCCUCCUGGUUGACGACUCUUUCCUUCACACCGUCUCCCACAAAGGACCUUCAGAUUCUGGACCGCGAGUCAUUUUGAGUGUGGACCUCUGGCAUCCCAACGUGGCUGCGGCAGAAAGACAAGCGCUGGACUUCAUGUUCAGCCCUGACCUCUGAAUCUGUCCGUCUUCAACACGCAGGGAUGCCUUACCUCAGCCAUGCCUGACCUGGGUCAUACGUCUCAUUCCAGUCAGUGAAACACUGUGUGAAUUUACUUUUAUAGAAGUCUUAGCCAUACUCUUGUGUUUUCCAGCAUGAUUGCAAUGUUAAAGCAGCAUUACAUACAACAGACUUUAGCAUCAAACAUCAAGCUGUGAUCGCUUGAAAGCACAUUAUGGACAAAGUAUUGGUUUGCGUCUCGACAAUACGUACAACGCUAGAGAAUGCAUGUGACACCAGCCUGUAUGAUCUCUGACCUUUGUUUUGCACUCUUGCUGCAUGUGGUUACCAAAGUGCUUGAUAAACUUAGUUUUAUAUCUUUAGGCAGUUUAAAAUAGCUUAACCAAAAAA